CUAUGUCAACAUUUCCAAAAUUAUAGUAAUAGCGUAAUAUUUACACUUCCCUGCGUCAGUUUUUACUGUAUAGUUGGAAUCAUCCUCACUUCCUUUUUUUCAAGAGUUAUAUGAAUGCUUAAUCCUGUAAUUCAACAUACUGAGCUUCAGCCACACAUCCUCCUGAAGACCAAACCCGUUGUGGUCGAGUCCAUUCCGACUCACAGCGACACUAUGAGGCACAGCAGAACUGCCCCACGGGGUUUCCAAGAAGGAGCUGAUGGAUUCCAGCUGCCAACCUUUGCUCCACUCUUCUGAAUAGGUAACAGAAAACUUUAUUACGUUGCAUUUUUUUUUCUGGCAACUGUUUCAGUCUUAGAGAGAUCAUGUCCAAGUUGAGAAGGAACGCGAAGUCAAUCCUUGACAUUCGUUGCCUUGGAUGGAGAUAAACUACCAAUCGACCCUAGUUCAUAAAAAAGAGAACAAAGUAAAAUGGAUUUAGGGUGGGUAGUUCUGCUCUGGAAACCGUGGUGGCAGUGGUUAAGAGCUACGGCUGCUAACCAAAAGGACAACGGUUCGAAUCCACCAGGUAGGUGCUCCUUGGCAACCCUAUGGGGCAGUUCUACUGUUCUUCUAGGGUCGCUGUGAGUCCGAAUAGACUCGACGGCAACGGGCUUGGUUUGCGUUUUUUUAAUUCUACUCUUGGGCUCCCUGGAAACCCUGGUGGCUACUGGUUAAGUGCUAUAGCUGCUAACCAAAAUGUCCGCAGUUCAAAUCCACCAGGCACUCCUUGGAAAAACUAUGGGGCAGUUCUACUCGGUCCUAUAGGGUAGCUGUGAGUCUUUUCUUGGGCUUCACCGGGUGGUGUCCACCUGCAUCGCCUCUCUCUAUGAUCUCCCUCUCUUCAUGUCCCAUCCUUACCCAAGUUCGCCAAAGAGGUGCACCCCGAAAUAAUUUUUGUUUUCAUUUUCAGGAAGACUAACGCUCCAGGCCACGCCCAUGAGUAGCGGCCUCAUAGGAUAGCCUAGCUCUCCCCGCCCACCUGUCUCAGCAUUCCGUGCAAGAGCGCACGCCCCUCCGGUCCAGAUUCCUCGUGGCGCGUUCUCCGCCCGGCAGGUGGCGCUGUGGGCUAGGAGGCCUCUCCAGCAGUGCGUUCGAUCUGGGCGGGCAGCUUGGCUGCCGCCGCUGCUGCUGCAUGUGCAGCGGGUCGGCUCCCGGUGACCCGGUUCGCCAGAAUCUCAGGCUCUGUCCAGCCUGGGGCGGGGGCUCCCGCCAUGACGGCGACGGCGGCCGCGAUGCGCAUGUUCCUGGAGGUCAGGAGACGGCUGCAGAGCGCGCUGCUGAUCGUGGGAGAGCCAAAAGAAGGAGGUGUGCCCAUGGAUAUUUCUAUAAUGCCGUCAUCACUCCAAGUGAGAACGCCUGAAGGCUGCACAGAGAUCUGGUUUCCAGCAGAGGUCAGGCUUGUACCUUCCUCUUGCCGUGGGCUUCGGUAUGUGGCUGGAGAUGGACUUCACCUGCGGCUGCAGACACAGGCAGAAUUAAGCACAAAAUCGAUUUCAUUGUUUAAUCAAAGUCCACAAGCCCAAGAAUGUUGCACGUUUUAUUGCCAAUCCUGUGGUGAAGUCAUAAUAAGGGACAGGAAGCUUCUCAGGGUGCUCCCACUGCCGAGUGAGAACUGGGGAGCUCUGGUUGGAGAAUGGUGUUGUCAUCCUGAUCCCUUUGCUAAUAAGCCACUUCAUCCACAAGAGAAUGACUGUUUUACUGGAGACUCUUUCUUUUUGGUGAAUUUAAGAAGCGAUUCAUGGCAGCCAAGACCUGAACUUGACCAAAUGGAGACUCAUUAUCUUUCUUCUGAGAACCAUUUUGAAUUGAAACCAAAGGCAAAUACCAAAGUAAUUUGUAAACGUUGCAAGGUAAUGUUGGGAGAGACUACGUCAUCAGAUACUACAAAGUUGUAUAUGACAGAGAUAAUUAUUCAGCCAUCUAAGAGAAAUUUUCCCAUUAUACCAAGGUCUCACUUUGUACAGAGUGUUAUUGCCCGGUGUCUGGUGGAGCUCUCUUCUGCGAGAAGCACUUUUAGAUUCACUAUUCAAGGUCACGAUGGGAAAGCAUACAUGUUGUUAUGGCUUUUAAACUCAGACAGUUUGGUGAUUGAAUGUUUGGAAAAUUCUAAAAGUAUCAAAAAAUUCCCCCUGUUGGAAGAUAUUUUGAAGGACGAUUCCAGUUCUGCCUGGAAUGCCGUCAAAGUCCUGUAUCAGCCAUGCAUCAAAAACAGAAAUGAAAAUGGAAGCUUGGAUUGCCAGAUGGUAGUCUAAAAGAGGAAAAUAGCAAAUGUAAGUAUGAUUUUAUUUCCUUGAGCACACACAAAAAGUGGCAUGUAAUAUUUUUAGACUGUUCUUUCUAGCAAUAGAUAUAUCUUUCUUAACAUUCUCAACGUUAAGAAUGUUGUUUUUUCAUUACCCCCUUUCCUUCCCAUUUUUGCUGUAUGGUGAACACCAAUGUUUUUUUGUUGUUGUUUUUACUUCUCCAGGUAUUUCAUUAGAGGAAUUUAUUUUUUAUCUCAGCAUUCAUAUUAGAGUUUAGAGUCAAAAUAUUAGUUUUUUAGUUAUGGAUUCCAUCUAAGUUAACUUCUGCAAUUUAAUUUCUUUAAUGUAUCAAUCCACUUGUAACUUCAUCUUCUCUAGACUUGAGGUGAUUUUACCCCCGGGGGACUUUUGGCGAUGUCUGGAGACAUUUUGGUUGUCACAGCUUGGGGUAAGGUGGGGAAGGAGAUACCAGCAUCUAGCAGGUAGAGGUAGGGAUGUUGUUGAAUAUCAUCCAGUGCAUCCACCCCCACCCCCACCCACAGCAAAGAAUCAGCCAGCCCAAAAUGUCAGUAGUGCCAAGGAUGACAAACUCUGGUCUAGGCUGUCCCCUAAAAUCAAGACCUGUCUGCCUUUUCUCACUAAGUGUUGCAGCCCACUAUUUUCUCAAAAUUGUAUUUGUGCCAGCAAAUACGAGAAAAUUUUACUGUGGCAUUAGGUAAAAUCUCUAUAAUCCCACAGGCUGAAUUUGUUAAAUAAACAGGAUAAGUGGUGAAAUAUAAUAUAAAUAUUUGUUGUUACACUUCUUUAUUCUUUUUAAAUUAGGGAAAUGUGAAGAAUAGAUUUCUUUUCAUGUAAAUAAUGGUGAGAAAUUUCAUAGGUGUCAAGUCUCUUGUUCUCGUAUUUUAAAAAGAACUUGGGGAGUGUAAUCAUUAAGUGUAAAUAAGUGUUAUUUUUUUAAAGCCUAAAUUGAAUUUUCUUCACUGUGCAAGUUACAUAAGCUCUAAUAUUGGUACUGGUUCUUCCCACCUUUUUCAAAAGAUGAAAUGUCCAAUUUAGGAAUCUUGAGAAUUUGAACUGAGAAAAACCAUUCUACAGCCCUACAUUUAGUAGCAUUUUCCUGUAAAAUAUAUUGAGGAAUGAAUGAUGAAAUGUUAGAUUUAACUCCUGGUUUUAGUAGAAUUGAGAAAGUAACUUUUAUGACAUAACUAGGAUUCUCUAUGCUGGCUAUAUAUUGGUAAAUACUGCUUCUUAAAUGUAAGUGUUAUUUUUGCCUUAAGAUAGUUAUUGCUUUUUCUAGUGAAAUAAAAACACAUACAAACCAUACCCAUAUAUAUUGCACAUAUGUAAAAUAGUAUUAAUGAUCAUUUUUGCUUGUGAAGGACUAUUUCUUUAUCUUCCCCCCUUUAUCUCAGCAGUAAAAUUGAAACUGUGCUUGAUUUUGAUGCUCUGCACCUGGUGUGGCAGAGCAUAUUAUUGUCCAAAACAGGAGAUAAAAUUGAAUAAAAUUGGGUGGUUUUGAGGAAGAAAUUUAGAGGAACUUGUCCUUUUGAUUGAUAAACACAUAAAACAAACCAAAUAUUAAUUUAUGCUAUUUUAUAUCCAGCAGAAUAUCUUUAAAUUCUGUUAUUUAUUAAUUGUAUAACCUGGUGAAGCACUUCAUAAUAACUUAUUUAGAUAGCGUGUGAAUGGGUUUGCAAGAAUAAAUAGGUGCUGAAAGAAUGAGUGAAUGAAUGAGUGCCUCAGUACCACCAACCCUUAAAGAGUACUUUAUUAAACUACAUCAAAUAAGUAUUUACUCUACUUCCCCAUGUAGGAGUCAAAGAGUGACAUUUCAGUGUAUACCAAUUAGGGACAUUGUAUUUACAGGGUAGGAUAAACUAGAACAUGAGAUAAGAAUGGACGGUACCACUAUUUUAACUGCAACUAUAGCCAUUUUUUUUUUAUAGCCAUAGAAUUUUAAGAGUUAUUGAAACUUCAGAAAUUACUGAAUCCAAUUCUUAUAUUUUGCAGAGGAGUAAACUGAAGAUCAAAAAGAGAAAUAGCUACAGUUAUUCAGUUUGUUAGUUAGUGAUCAAGCCAGAAUUACAGCCAGGUUGUCCUGAUUCUAAAUUUAGUACUUUUUCAUUAUAUCAUGUAGUCCCUCACCAUAAAAUUUUAGAUGUGAAAAUGUCAGAUAAAUGUUUAUUUUUCUCUCCAGAAAAAUUCCCCUGGUAGUUUAUGAUCUGUCAGCAUUUUGAUUACUCCCCAAAAUAUACUGUUUACUAUACUAUAAAAAAAAAAUACUAUAGUCAGUGAAUAUUUAUGCAUCCUUAAUAUGUAAAAUCAAUAGCAGAAAUUUCCGAUUUAUAGAAUGUACAUAUCUCAUGUUAUAGAUCAGAAUUUAAGGGUGCAAAUAUGAUUUUUUUUUUUUUUAAGAAGUGCAGUGCCCUAAUUUCAUAGAACAGGAAGCCAUUGGACGGAAAUUAAUCUAAAAAUACAGGAAAGUAGUUAGGUGCAAUGGGAACAUAUACAUGCUUUCUUGGAAACCACUUUUCACACAUUUAAUUGUUUAUACCAUAUUAUCACCAAGACUUAGCCAUCUAAAUCUCAGGUAAUGUUUCUAGGAAUGAUUCUUUAUUAUUAAGCAAGUUGAGCAUACACCUCCUUCAUUUGUAAUUGGGAAAAUCAUUCCUUUGAUUGGACUAUAUAGGUACAGUGGCUUAAACUCAAAUUUAUUUAUUUGAAAUGUCUGUAUUAUCAGUGAAUUUAUUUGUAAUCAUUAAAGAUACAGGAAAUAAGACCACGGCAUAUAAUAAAAGUGAGCUUUUUUCCCCUAGAGAUUCCAGUAAAAGCAGGCUUCCUGUGAAAAGCAAUUCAUCUCUUGAGAUUGCUUCCUUGAGGAAAAUCUGGUUUCCUUCAUCUGAUAAAAGGAAUGUGAGAUGAGUAUAGUUGUGACCUGUGAGAGUAAAAAGGAGAAGGGCCUGAGAUUGGAUAGAGGAAAGGAGUAUGCAUAUAAAAUUGUUUCUUUAAUGUGUUUUCUAAUCUUUAUGUUAGUGUUAUGGAUUGAAUUGUGUCCCCAAAAAUGUGUAAACUUGGCUAGGGUGUGAUUCCUAGUAUUGUGUGAUUGUCUACCAUUUUGUCAUCUGAUAUGAUUUUCCUAUGUGUUGUAAAUUCUACCUCUAUGAUGUUAAUACAGCAGGAUUAGAAGCAUUUAUAUCAAGGAGGCAGGACUCAUCUGUAAAAUUAGGUUGUUUCUUGUGUCAGUCUCUUUUGAGAUAUAGAAGAGAAGUCAGUAGAGAGACAGGGGAACCUCAUUACCACCAAGUAAGAAGAGCCAGGUCCUUUGGACCUGGGGUCCCUGUGCUGAGAAGUUCCCUAGAUUAGGGGAAGAUUGAUGACAAGACCUUUCUCAGGGCUACGGAGAAAGAACGCUUUCCCCUAGAGCUGGCACCCUUAAUUCAGACUUCUAGCCUCCUAGACUGUGAGAGAAUAAAUUUCCCUUUGUUAAAGCCAUCCACUCGUAUUUCUGUCAUAGCAGCGCUAGAUAACUAAGGCAGUUAGAAGGGUUCCGUUUUUUUUUUUUUUUUCUCUCUCUCUUUUUUAUUAUCUCCUUUUACUUAAUGUAAUUGGUGGUCCUGGUGGUGCAAUGAUUAAAGUGCUCAGCUGCUAACUGGAAGGUCAAUGGUUCAAACCCACCAGCCAUUCCAUGGGAGAAAGAUAUGGCAGUCUGCUUUCAUAAAGGUUACAUGGACUUGGAAACCCUAGGGUGGGUUCCUACUUUGUUUUAUAGGGUCUUUAUGGAUCAGAAGCAACUUGAUGGCAAUGGGUUUUUGGAAUGUAUUUGGUAUUGUAUGUUAUUCCAAAGCAGGAGAGUGAAGAUCUCUGCCAUAUGGAACUUAUGGUAAAGUUAGCCAACAGCGUAAAUGUACAAAAAAUUCUUUCAAAAGACCAAGUUCUACAUAAAUGCUCAGAAACAGAUUUUCAUGAAGAACAUUUAUUCAUUAGCUGAGUUGAAGAAAAAAGUUGGAAGUACUCACCUUCAGUUCCCCCUGUAAAAGCUGAAAAUGGCUUGGCAGGGAAAGUUUGCAUGUUUUCAUAUGUUAAAUUUUAGGGCCAACCAGUAGGCUGCUACUGAUAAAGUGGUGUGUAGCUAGCCCACAGGGACUGGGUCGGGGGUGGGGAGGUGGGGGGAGCAGUCAUCUCCCCACAGAUAGUCCCAUAUAUCUACUUAGCAUAUUGGGACUCUCCCCAAAAGCUAUCAUUUCAAAGAAUGGGUUCCACAGCUGAAAAAACCACUGCUUUUUGUGACGUGAAUUUCAACCAGCCUGUGCUCGAAUUCAUUGGAUAAUAGCAAGCUUACUACUUGCAGAAGCAACUACAUUGAGAAAGUUCUAAUCGUUAAAGUGGUCUUCCUUUUGUUGGACUGAAAUUUGCCUCCUAGGAACUGUCAUUCAGAGCUACCAAAAAUCAAUCUACUGAUUCUUGGGCAGAUAUAUAGCCACCAAAGCGUAUUAGUGGUUACACAGGUUGGAGGGAGAAUGAAAAGGAAAGCCAUUGCUUAGGGGGCACUGAAUUUCUGUUAAGGGUGGGUGGUGAAAUAAUUUGGGAGAGGGUAGUGGUAAUGGUUGCAUAACAUGAUGAACAUAAUGUCACUGAAUUAUAUAUGUAACUUGUUGAGCUGACAAAUGUUUUAUAAUGUAUAUUUUUACCAUAGUAAAAAAAAUUAAUCUACUGAUUCUUGAACAUAACAGCUCUUUAAAUAUUCGGAUAAUCUGACACUAUCUCCUAAGUUUUCACUUCUUAAGGCAACAUCCUAAAAUGGCAUGGUUUCAAGCUUUCUUUUCCUCAUGCCAUCUCUUUUUCCUCUUAGCCACCUUUCCUAAUACCAUGUUGAUUGUCUAUCAGUAGAUGGUGGCCUAGCAUUCUGUCAGCUACAUGUAGAUAGGGUAAACUGGAGAGAAGCCAGAACUAGGGAUAUAUCCUACAAAGCUGUGUUAGGUCAUUUAGUGGUAAAGAGAAAACUGUUUUCUGUGGAACUGGACAAGGAAGGCUGGAUUUCAAGAAUCCAUGGAAUUUAAACUAUGUACAUAAAAGUUUUCAACUUCAGGUAUUGGAUGCUCAUUUUUUCAUUUAUUCAUUCAGCAAAUACUUAUUAAAUGCAUACUAUUGUGCUCAUAGUGACCAUGUGCACAACAGAACGAAAUACUGCCCGGUCCUGCACCAUCCUUACAAUCUUUGUCAUGCUUGAGCUCACUGUUGCAGCCACUGGGUCAUUCCACCUCAUUGAGGGUCUCCCUCUUUUCCGCUGACCCUGUACUUUGCCAAGCGUGAUGUCCUUCUCCAGGGAAUGAUCCCUCCUGACAAUAUGUCCAAAGUAUGUAAGAUGCUGCCUUGCCAUCCUUGCUUCCAAGGAGCAUUCUGGUUGUACUUCUUCUGAGACAGAUUUGUUCGUUCUUUUGGCAGUCCAUGGUACAUUCAGUAUUCUUCACCAACUACUGUGCUAUGUAUUGGGAAUACAGUAUUGAGCUAAAAGAGACCCUAUGUCAUAUCUCACAGACCUUAUUACACUGUAGUGGAAAAGGCAAAUAAAUGCAAAAUUGCAACCUGAUCAGUGGUAUGAAGAAGAGAUAUAUGGUGCUAUGAGAGCAUAUCAGAGGGAGACCAACCAAGUCAGGAUAGGAUUCCAUGAAGAAUUGAUUCUUGACUCAUAUCUGAAGCAUGAGAAGGAGUUAAUUGUGUGAAGAGCAUCUAGACUAGGGGAAAAGCAAUACAGAAGGACUUGGGGUAGGAGAGAGCACAGUGAUUACAGUUUCCUGUAAUGGAGAGGGUGAGAAAUAGAACUUUGGUAAGGAGGAGUCAGAUCAACUCAGGGCCCUGAACAACACUCAAGGAGUUUUGUCUUUUUGUUUAUCCUAAGAACAAUGAGAAUCUAUUGAACAUUUUAUCCAGAAAGAAGGAUGAGAUGGCUUAAUUUAUGCUUCAGAAAUAACAUUCUGGCAACCCCAUACAGAACACUUAGAUAUGGGUAGCUCAUAUAGGAAGAUAUGGCAGUAAUCUGAGAGAAAAGAUUUUGAUUAGGACCUUGGCAGUGGUAGCUGAGAUAGAUCUGAGAGAUACGUAGUAAGUAAAAUUGCAGUGCUUGGUGACUGAUUGGAUUUGGGAGAUGUACCACUAUUCACUGAGAUAGAGAACAUGGGAAGGAGGUCACUUUAGGAGAAGAUAAUGAAGUUGUUUUAUAUAUGUUGAAUUUGAGGUACCUUUGUGUCAUUCAAGAGGAGAUAUCAAGUAGAAAAUUGAAUAUAUAGACCUGGGGUUCAGGUGAAAAGUUUGAGCUGGAUUUACAAAUUUGUGUGUCAUCUGCAUAUUGGUCCUCAUUGAAUCUGAGGGUGUGAGUGAGAUUGCUUAGGAAGAGAGAAUGGAAGAACUGAGCUGUGAAGAAAACUUGUAUUUAUGGACCAAGUAGAGGAGGAGAAGCCUGGAAAGGAGGUUGAGGAAAAGUAGCCAGAGAGGCAGGAGGAAAAUCAACAGAGGAAGUGGUCAGAUGCUUCUGAGAGAUCAGGUAAGAUGUUGAAUGUAAAAUGUGCAUUGGACUUAGAUUACAAAGGUCAUUGGUGACUUUAGCAGAGGUUUUUUUAUUUUUCGUUGGGCAGGGGGGUGUGGUGGUAGGUGGGCCAGGAGCUAAGUUGGAAUAGAUGAGCAGUGAGUGAGAGGUGAUACAACAGAGACAAAAAGUAUGGACAACUCUUUCAACAAGUUUGGCUGUGAAGGGAAGGGGAGAGUUAGAUUUGGGGAUAUGGAGAUGAUUGAAGGUUGGCAGGUGGGGUUAGACCCUUGAGUCUAUUUAAAAGCCAAUAGAGGGGAUCCUGUUGAGAGGAAGAGGUUGAUUACAUAUGAAAAAGAAGUGAUGACUGAUAAAGUAAGAUAUCUGACACAAUAGAAAGGGCUGGUAUCUCAGUUUCAGGUGGGGCAUUUAGCCUUGGGAGCAGCGAUGGCUACCUUUUAACGGUGGGGGGAGUCAAGCUUUUGUUAUGGAUGGAACAGUUACAGUUUGGUUUGAGGAAGAUGAGAGAUGUUCUUCUGCUGGCUUCUGUUUUAUCUGUAAAAUAGGAGUUAAGAACAAAGAGGCAUAAGAGGGAAAGGGGUGGAGACAGUGGGUAGCUGGAAAUAUGAGGAGACAGGAUAAGGUAUAAAAUGUUCAUUCGGAGAGGAAGUGAAUGAGAUGACUACAGAUGCCUGGGAUUGACAGGCAUUGUUCACUGCCCAUUUGAGGUUUGUGAUCAUGAACGCAUAGAGUGAUAUUUAUCUUGUUUUUAAAAUGACAGACCACAGAAUCUACGUGGCCUAUUUUAAUGGAGAUUGAGGGUUUGGAAAGGGGCCUUAGUCAUUGUAGAGGAGAAAUUUAGCUUUAAUUAUAUGAUAAUCUGAAGCUUCUCAAAAUGAUAUUUUUAAAAAGGGCUGAAAAUUAUUGAUGGGACAUGAUCUCUUUAAAAUAUAUUAAGGAAAACUCUCUUAAUGAAGUUUUAGCCCUUAUUUAAGUAUAUAUGCCCUAAGUUAAAUUUUCUUGAAAAAUUUCCGUUUAAUUUUUAUAGUUCUAUUUUGUAAGCAAAUUUAUCGGGCUAUUGCAGGAUAAUGAGUAUAAAUGUACAUGGUCUUUAGCAUCUGUCAGAGUUUUAGUUUGACAUUUGUGACAUGAAGCAAUUGAAAUGUUCCUGGUUGGUUUUGCUUUUAUUCUAGACAUUAGGGGUGAAAAAUAAACUUUCUAUUCUAAGACCAGCUGGAGUAGAGGGAAGAAGUCAGUUCCUUUCAGUAUCACUUGGGGAUAUUUUUAUCCAGAUGGCUACAAGAGCCCUCCAAAUGCUUGUACCUUUAUUGAAAAUCAAGAUAAAUUGAACAUUAUAUUAUUGGCCUUCUCAUUGUUUAGACUGGCUACUACUGUAACAUCCAGUGGUGAGGGCAAGUGCUAUGUCUCAGGGUCUAAGGCAGGGCUUCAGGCCUCAAGCUUCCAGCAAAAGCUCUGGCCUCCAUAGGGUACCCUUAGCAUCAUAGCUCCUUCUCAAAGGCCAGAGCCUUAUUCUAGCCAUUUUCUUUCUUAUGUCAGAGGAGAAUUGCCUACCCACCCUAAAAAAAUUAAUCAUUCCUAAUUUUCCAGGUGAAUGAAUGAUGAAGGCAUUCUCCUUGUAAAAUAAUUUUCAACAUCAUAGGUAAAACUCAAAUUACUUUAACCGCCAUUUCCAAACCCAGUUCCCUCUUCAUAAGUUACUACUGUACCAGGUUGCUAUGUAUCUUGCCAGACCUUUAUCUAAACAUAUACAUAUAUAUGCCCCCUAGAUGUAGAUAUAGAAAUAAUUUGUGUUUUCUCUCUUCCUUUUUUUUUCUUUCUUAAACAUAAAUAAUAUAUGGAGUCCCUAGAUAGUGGAAAUAGCUAAUAAACUUAACUGCUAACCAAAAGGUUGGCAGUUUGAGUCCAUCCAGAGGCACCUUGGGAGAAAGGCCUAGUAGACUACUUCUGAAAAAAAUCAGCCAUUGAAAAUCCUGUGAAGCACACAGGGUUGUUCUGAGUUGAAAUUGACUCGACGGCAACUGGAGAAAGAUCUUUCUGCAAUUUUUUUCACUCAAUGUUAUAUCCUCUUGGUGUAUCUAAAUGUAUCUCUUCUUUUUUUUUCUGGGUAGGAUAUAUUCCAUACUGUAGGUAUGUCGUGUUUUAUUUA
Messenger RNA from Loxodonta africana (African savanna elephant), 10972 nucleotides. It is a transcript of the gene UBE3D, whose product is annotated as ubiquitin protein ligase E3D. The transcript has 9 exons. Gene Ontology annotation, biological process: protein polyubiquitination; protein autoubiquitination; proteasome-mediated ubiquitin-dependent protein catabolic process. NCBI's taxonomy places the organism in Eukaryota, Metazoa, Chordata, Mammalia, Proboscidea, Elephantidae. The record is from RefSeq and is a predicted model, not a curated record. Bases 1254 to 2294 code for a protein of 346 amino acids. Gene Ontology annotation, molecular function: cyclin binding; ubiquitin protein ligase activity; ubiquitin conjugating enzyme binding. Gene Ontology annotation, cellular component: ubiquitin ligase complex; cytosol; nucleus.